AUGCUAGGAAACCACGAUAUUCUGACGGAAACUGCGACGGCUAACGACAAAUCCUCGCUGAAUUACCGAUCUGGUUCUGGAAAAUAUAGAUGUUCUGUCUAUGGGCACGCUUACAUUCCGGAGACAACUACGUUCCCCGAUGGCACUGUAAAAGACCAUGCCAGGCGCAUCUACGAAGAGAUGCAGUCUACGCCUUCGCAGAGCUCCUUGCUGGAUACCCAAUGUCAACACCACAACCUGCUACUUCGAAGCAGACUUCCAGAAGAGAGUGAUCAAGGACAACAUGGGCAGUCUCGGGCCGCAGCAGAAUACGGAGAACACUUAGACCUUGUCUCUGCGUGUUUCGACGUCCUGAAUGAAAAAGGAGGAAACGAGCUUCAGGAGAUAACCCUCAACACCAUUAACUGGCAAAGUAAACAGAUGAGCAAGGUUCAGGCCAUACUUGACCACCUCAAGCAGAAAAGGCUUCUAGUUGCACUCGACCCAGAAAUUAUUGAGAGAUGCCCGAAGAAUCUCGACGGCGAAUCUAGAAAGUUGAUGCUAGGAGCAAAUGACCGCUUUAUGAAGAUCCGAAGUGUUCGAGAGGUUCUUCAACUCGCUGAGCAGAACACUAUCGCAAUUCUCUUGUCCUCAGAAGUACUUGAAACGAAGUAG
This is a messenger RNA of Aspergillus ruber CBS 135680, 654 nucleotides long. RefSeq lists its product as uncharacterized. Bases 1 to 654 code for a protein of 217 amino acids. The record is from RefSeq and is a predicted model, not a curated record. Lineage: Eukaryota; Fungi; Ascomycota; Eurotiomycetes; Eurotiales; Aspergillaceae. The transcript is spliced from 2 exons.